This is a messenger RNA of Drosophila mojavensis, 4108 nucleotides long. It is a transcript of the gene Npc1b, whose product is annotated as NPC intracellular cholesterol transporter 1 homolog 1b. Gene Ontology annotation, cellular component: membrane. The record is from RefSeq and is a predicted model, not a curated record. The transcript is spliced from 6 exons. NCBI's taxonomy places the organism in Eukaryota, Metazoa, Arthropoda, Insecta, Diptera, Drosophilidae. Bases 175 to 3882 code for a protein of 1235 amino acids.
CGAGCUAACGAGCUGGUCGGCUGGAGCGCUUCAAGUGGCUCCUGGUCAACUGUGUGUGGCGAAUCAAAUUAUUAAGCCUUUACGCUUUUCGCAUUGUUUGGGCUCUUUUCUCUUCAAUCUUUUUUUUUUCUGUGUGUGCGUGUGUUUGCUGUGUUGUGUUGUGUGUUUGCUGAAAUGGAAAUGAAAUUUCAGUUGGUCGCCCUGCUAUUAUUGUGGGCUGUGCAGCAAAUGGUGGCCGAGCCCCAUUGCAUUUGGUAUGGCGAAAGCCAUAAGAUUGGAGAGCACUGGCAGAACAAGGAGUACCAUGGACCGGCACUACCGCUGAAUGAUCCAGAGGCUGAGGCCAUCUUCAUCAGGCGCUGCCCCGUCCUCUAUGCGGAAUACAAGGGACCCAAUGGCGAUAACGAGCUGGAGCUCUGCUGCGAUGGCAAUCAACUGUUGAGCAUGGACGCCGGCUUGAAUCAAGCGGACGGUGUGUUCAGCCGCUGUCCCACAUGCACGCUGAAUAUGGCCCAAACCGUCUGCAUGAUGACCUGCGCCAAGAAUCAUUCGCUCUUCCUGAAGCCCUACAUCGAAAAGAGUCCCGAUAAUGUGGACUUUGUGGAGCACAUCGACUAUUACAUAAACGACGAGUCCGUACAGAAGAUCUACAACAGCUGCAGCGGCAUCCAGCAUCCGCAGACGGGCCGACCGGCCAUGGAUCUCGGCUGCGGUGCGUACAAUGCCAAAACGUGCAACUAUCGCCGUUGGUAUUACUUCAUGGGCGAUGGCGAGAACAACGACUAUGUGCCGUUCGUCAUUAACUAUACGUGGAGUGAGGAUGCUCCGCCGGGCUCUACGGAUGUCUAUUUGAGCGUAUUUCCGCUGGAGUGCGGCGAGAGCUAUGAGGGCAACUAUGCCUGCGCCUGCAUCGAUUGCGACGACUCCUGUCCGCUCACCGAUCCGCCGGCUGGCUACGAGGAUCCCUGGCAGAUAGCCGGACUGUACGGCAUUACCUUCAUAGUUGCUCUGGUGAUCGCCCUGCUGAUCGCUUGCCUCAUUUGCUAUGGCGCCAUCAGCGACCGUCCGGGUCCCAACAUCCGCAUGCCGACAGUGUACGGGGAAUUUCUGUAUCAGGGCUGCCGCAUGUGGGGCACCUUCUGUGCGAAGCAUCCGGUGCUCGUGCUGGCCAUCUGCUCGUGGGUGAUUGGGGGGCUGGCCUAUGGCAUACGCUACAUGAACGUGACCACCGAUCCCGUCGAGCUCUGGGCCAGUGAGGAGAGCAACACGCGCAUCGAGAAGAACUAUUUCGAUCAGCACUUCGGACCCUUCUAUCGCACCAAUCAGCUGUUCGUGAAGCCGGUGAAGAAAGACACAUUUACUCACGAAGCCCCCAGCGGAACUCUCACCUUCGGUCCAGCCUAUGAGCAAAAGUUCCUUCAGGAGGUAUUCGAGCUGCAGGAGCAAAUCAUGAAGCUGGGCGUGGAGGAGGGCGUGAGCUUGGAACAAAUUUGCUAUGCACCCGUCCUAUAUCCCGGCCUCACGCCCACCGUGGACGACUGUCUCAUCCAGUCCAUCUAUGGCUACUUCCAGACUGACAUGGACAAAUUCCAUAGCUCCUAUGUGGACAGCAACAACUUUACUAUCAACUAUCUCAACCAGCUGGAGGAUUGCUUGCGCGUUCCGAUGAUGGAGGACUGCUUCAGCAAUUACGGCGGACCCAUCGAGCCGGGCAUCGCUGUGGGCGGCUUGCCCCCAGCCGAGAAUGGCGAGGAUCCCGACUAUAUGCUGGCCACGGCCUUGGUGCUCACAUUUCUGGGCAAGAAUCAUCUGGACGAAUCGAAGCUGGAGAUCAGCCGGAAAUGGGAGAAACUGUUCGUGGACUUUUUGAAGGACUACAAGAGCGAAUAUCUGGACAUUGCCUACUCGGCGGAGCGCUCCAUACAGGACGCCAUUGUCGAGCUGUCCGAGGGCGAGGUCAGCACCGUCGUCAUCAGCUACGUGGUGAUGUUCAUCUACGUGGCGAUCUCGCUCGGACGCAUACGCAGCUGUGUGGGCUUUUUGCGUGAGUCACGCAUCAUGCUGGCUGUGAGCGGAAUUGUGAUCGUGAUGGCGUCGGUUGUGUGCAGCUUGGGCUUUUGGGGCUAUGUGGGCGCGACAACCACCAUGCUGGCCAUUGAGGUAAUACCGUUCCUGGUGCUGGCCGUGGGCGUGGACAAUAUCUUCAUCAUGGUGCACACCUAUGAGCGGCUCGAUCACACUCAAUUUGCCAGCACCCAUGAGGCGAUCGGCGAGGCCAUCGGCCAGGUGGGACCCUCCAUUCUCCAGACGGCCUGCAGCGAGUUCGCCUGCUUCGCGAUUGGCGCCAUCUCCGAGAUGCCGGCGGUGAAGACGUUCGCCAUGUACGCAGCGAUCGCCAUUCUGCUCGACUUCCUGCUGCAGAUCACAGCGUUCGUCGCACUGAUGGCCAUCGAUGAGAGGCGCCGCAAGAGCGGACGGCUCGAUCUGUUCUGCUGUGUGCGCAGCAACGUGAAGCCGGGCGCCACACAUGACAUUGGCGUGCUCGAGAAGCUCUUCACCAACUUCUAUGCUCCGUUCCUGCUCUCCAAGUCCGUCAAGAUAAUUGUGAUGGUGGUGUUCACUGUGGUCACGGCGCUCUCGCUGAUGGUCAUGCCCUCGAUCGAACCGGGCCUGGACCAGGAGACGUCCAUGCCGCAGGACUCGCACGUGGUCAAGUACUUCCGCUACAUGGACGAGCUGCUGUCCAUGGGUGCGCCCGUCUAUUGGGUGCUCAAGCCGGGCCUCAACUACAGCAAUCCGACGCAUCAGAACUUCAUUUGCGGCGGCGUGGAGUGCAACGACGACUCGCUCUCCGUCCAGCUGUACAUACAGUCACGCUAUCCGCAGAUCACAUCGCUGGCACGACCGGCCUCGUCGUGGAUCGACGAUUACAUCGAUUGGCUCAACAUUCCCGAUUGCUGCAAGAUCAAUGCCACGACGGGAAGCUUCUGUCCGAGCAACUCCAAGAGCGACGAUUGCUAUCCAUGCGAGCGAGAGUUCACCGAAAAUGGUCUCCGACCCACGUCCGAGACCUUCGACAAGUAUGUGCCGCUGUUUCUCUCCGAUCUGCCCGAUGCUGAGUGCGCGAAGGCGGGUCGACCUUCCUAUGCGGACGCCGUCAUUUAUACGCUGAAUGACGAGGGUAUGGCUACCAUUCUGGACACCCACUUCAUGCAGUACUCGACGACGUCGACCACAUCGGACAAGUUUGUGGCGGCGCUACGCGAGGCGCGUCGCGUUCAGUCCGACAUCAAUGGGAUGUUCGCCCGCAACGGCAUCGACACAGAGGUCUUUCCCUACUGUGUGUUCUUCAUAUUUUAUGAACAGUAUUUAACCAUUUGGGAUGACGCCCUCGUCUCGCUGGGCGUCUCGCUGGCGGCGAUAUUCGUGGUGACGCUGCUGCUGACCGGGCUGGACAUCACGUCGGCUCUCAUCGUGCUGUUCAUGGUGCUGUGCAUUGUGAUUAAUAUGGGCGGAAUGAUGUGGGCCUGGGACAUAUCGCUCAACGCCAUCUCGCUGGUCAAUCUGGUCGUCUGUGUGGGCAUCGGAGUGGAGUUCGUAUCGCACAUUGUGCGCUCGUUCAAGCAGGCCAAAGGCAAUGCCCAGCAGCGCUCGUUCCACGCGCUCAGCGUCACCGGCAGCAGUGUCCUGUCCGGCAUUACGCUAACCAAAUUCGCCGGCAUCGUGGUGCUGGCCUUCUCCAAGUCGCAGGUCUUCCAGAUCUUCUAUUUUCGCAUGUACCUCGGCAUCGUGCUCAUCGGUGCGGCCCAUGGCCUGAUUCUGUUGCCGGUGCUGCUCAGUCAGCUCGGUCCGCUCAAAAGCCUCAACCGGGACUCCAGCUGAGAGUCGCUAACGAUUCUAAAUAGUCACUAAGACCCUAGCUGUUGUUACCUACCCCCCCUCCCCCUCUUCCCUCCCCUCUCCUCAUCCAGUAAGACUGUGUGCUAAAUGCUAUAUAUGUAUAUUUAUAUUCUGUUUCGUUUAUUAUGUAUAUAGAUGUUUUUAUUUGGCUUCAAGUGCAAAACGCUUGCUAUUUUACAAUAAUAAUAAAAUACAUAUAAAAACAAAA